CGUUACUUGCAUAAAUCAAGUAUAAAGAAACUUUAUAUCAUAUAUAAAGAAGAAGAAUUUGUGUAAAAAUGCAAUCGUUGAAGUGUCAUGUCAUUUUUAAAAAAAAAAAAAUUCAAACACAUCGACAGGUGGAGAGGAUGACAGCCAAAAAUCCAACAGAGAAAGAGAUGGCAACAGAGAAGAAAGAAGAAAGGAUCAAUGAAGCAGAGAUGAACAAACAGGCGACUCAAGGCAGGCCACAUUAUUCAAACACGACUACGGGGCCUACUGGACACUCAACUGGGCUACACCAGAUGUCAGCCUUACCAGACCAUGGCACUGGUGAGCCCAUGGGUCAAGUGACUGAUGGGGUGGUUCAGUCACAGUCACACCCCAUCAGAACAGCCACGGGGACUCAAAGGGCAUCUACUGCUCAUAACACUCGUGUUGGUGGUGGGAUUAAUCAGGGCUAUGGCACCGGUGGUAACUAUAGUUAGGUUAGGGUUGGAG
Capsicum annuum is the source of this 489-nucleotide messenger RNA. RefSeq names its product 18 kDa seed maturation protein. The transcript has 2 exons. NCBI's taxonomy places the organism in Eukaryota, Viridiplantae, Streptophyta, Magnoliopsida, Solanales, Solanaceae. The coding region runs from base 69 to 476 and encodes 135 amino acids. The record is from RefSeq and is a predicted model, not a curated record. Gene Ontology annotation, biological process: embryo development ending in seed dormancy.